Anolis sagrei ordinatus is the source of this 2025-nucleotide messenger RNA. It is a transcript of the gene PLPPR5, whose product is annotated as phospholipid phosphatase related 5. Gene Ontology annotation, cellular component: plasma membrane. Gene Ontology annotation, biological process: phospholipid metabolic process; phospholipid dephosphorylation; signal transduction. Gene Ontology annotation, molecular function: phosphatidate phosphatase activity. Lineage: Eukaryota; Metazoa; Chordata; Lepidosauria; Squamata; Anolidae. The record is from RefSeq and is a predicted model, not a curated record.
AUGCCAGUGCCCUCUCCUCCUCUUCUUCUUCCUCCUCCACUUCUUCUUCUUCCUCCUCUCCUCUUCCUCCUCCUAUUCCUCACCAGGAUGCUUUACUUCCAGAUGGUGAUCAUGGCCGGGACCGUGAUGCUGGCCUAUUACUUCGAGUACACCGACACCUUCGCCGUCAACGUGCAGGGCUUCUUCUGCUACGAGAGCGCCUACCGCAAGCCUUACCCGGGGCCCGAGGAGAGAAGCGCCGUGCCCCCGGUCCUCCUCUACUCGCUGGCCGCAGGGGUCCCCGUCUUGGUGAUAAUUGUUGGAGAAACGGCAGUGUUUUGCUUACAGAUGGCCACACGGGAUUUUGAAAAUCAAGAAAAAACUCUAUUAACCGGAGACUGUUGCUAUAUAAAUCCACUGGUGCGCAGAACUGUCAGGUUCCUUGGCAUUUAUGCAUUUGGACUUUUUGCAACUGAUAUCUUUGUAAAUGCUGGACAAGUUGUAACUGGGAACCUUGCACCACAUUUCCUUGCACUUUGCAAACCCAACUAUACUGCUCUUGGAUGUCAGCAGUUUACACAGUUCAUCACUGGUGCAGAGGCUUGCUCUGGAAAUCCAGAUCUCAUCAUGAAAGCCAGAAAAACAUUUCCAUCCAAAGAGGCAGCACUGAGUUUAUAUGCAGCAACGUAUCUGGCCAUGUAUAUCACCAACACGAUAAAAGCCAGAGGAACAAGACUGGCAAAACCAGUCCUUUGCUUUAGCCUAAUGUGUUUGGCAUUCCUUACUGGUAUCAACAGAGUAGCAGAAUAUCGAAAUCAUUGGUCGGAUGUGAUAGCGGGAUUUGUAGUUGGCAUUUCUAUAGCAGUCUUUUUGGUUGUGUGUGUGGUAAAUAAUUUUAGAGGUAGACAGCCUGAAAAUGAACAUUCACACAUGGACAAUCUGGCUCAAAUGCCCAUGAUCAGCAUUCCUCGGGUAGAAAGCCCUUUAGAAAAGAACCACAUCACGGCCUUUGCAGAAGUCACAUGAUGUCGAAACUGAGGUCUAUUCGCUCCAUUGGACGUCAUCUCUUUUCACAGUUCACUCAUAAUAACUGAUAAUGUUUUGAAUAUAAACCAGAAAAAAAAAACUUCAUCUGGUUUGAUGACCAGAUUUAGCAGCAUUAAAAUUUACAGCAGCCUAUGAAGAAUAUGCCUGAAAUAUCAAAGAGUAUUUUCCAACAAAAAGCAUUGCACCAUUUAGGGAUCAAGGAUGGGGGAAAAUAUUAGGAAGGAGUGUACUUGGGCACGUCACAUAAAUAUAUGGUUUCCCUUCUCUGGGGGAUAUUUAUUGUUUUGUUUUUUACUUAGCCAUGUAAGUAUCUGACAGUAUACCAUUAAAUCUAAUUAUGCUGGACUUUUCUUUAUAGAAUUUUUAAAAAUUCAGCAUGUCAUUUGUUCCCAUUCAAACAGAUUUCAGUGUACACACCUUUUUUAUAUAAAAAAUGACACCCAGUAUUAAAAUACUAUUUGCACUUCAUAUUAGAUGCAUUUCACAUACCACAUUUAUAUCUUAAGACUGGUGCUUCUGCUUUUGGAGAAAAACAUGCCAAUUUAUACUGUAAUGAGUAUUGUAUCAUAAUUUUGAAACAGAUUAUUUAUUUGGAAUUUUUCCUGACUUCAUGUGAUUGAAUAGUUGAUUUUGUAGUUUUUGGAUGUCUUCAGUGUAGCCUGUAGUUAAGAUUAGAAAUGAGAACACUUAGGCAUUGGGAUAUCCUAUUAUUUUAAUGAUUAACACUCUCUCAUUAAAGGUUAAUGGCUCCAUUCUUAGUCCUGGCAUAUUCAUAUAGGGUGGAAUUGUUCCUCCUACUACUUUGUGAUAUCAAAGUAAAAUAAUUGCUAUCCAUUGAUGGUACUUGAACAUUAAUGUGGCAUAGCCAAAGACCCAUUUCCAAAAAUGACCUUAAGGCCCUGGAUUCUCUCAUGUAUUGGAAGCAGUGAUUACAAUGGGCUAGAAUCCCAGCACAAGUGACCUCCAUCUUUCUCCCUCCCUCCCUCCUUUUUUUUUAAA